Messenger RNA from Mauremys reevesii (Reeves's turtle), 4769 nucleotides. Its product is annotated as CUB and sushi domain-containing protein 3-like. The transcript has 5 exons. NCBI's taxonomy places the organism in Eukaryota, Metazoa, Chordata, Testudines, Geoemydidae. Bases 2910 to 3503 code for a protein of 197 amino acids. The record is from RefSeq and is a predicted model, not a curated record.
UACUGGGGGUGCAGCAAAGACGGCCUCUGCCAGCUGCAUCUGGGGCCGUGGAAGGUUUCGGUUUGUGCUGACGCCUGCCUGCCUGGCAGACUGACAGGGAGCUUGGAAGAGCUAAGAGCCCAGCUCAGGGCUUCACGGCAGCCCAGAUCCCUGGCUCUGGGACAGCCAGCCCGGCAUGCUGCUAUGGAGCUGGGCCUCCUGUCUUGGUAGGUGGAAAAUGGUCAUUCUGGCUUGUGGAGGAUUUUGAAAUUUGGGGGUUUUGUUUUGAAAUUUCAGGCUCCUCCAUGGAGCAGGAUUACCGUUCUCUGCCCAGCUCUGCCAGGCCUUCCCAGGCUGAGGGGCAUCGGCACCGCUUCAGUUAAAGCUGGGCAAACCCCUGUGUGGGAAGCUCUUAUGUCAGUUUAAGGGGGGCAUUUGGGUUUUGUUUAAGCAUGGUCUGAAUUGACUUCAGGUAAACUGCAGGAAUCCUGCUUUAAACCCUAAUAAGUGUCCACGUGCUCUUUGGCACUGGAUUAACUAAAGGGUUUAAAAUCACAACUUAAGUUGAAUUGGUGUAACUCUGCCUUUCUGCUCAGAGCCAGCCUGUGUCAGGGCCUGGAUGGGAGACCCCUAGGAAACCAGAGUGAUUUGGAUACUCAUCCCACAAAGCAAGUGCCCCACCUGCAGGCUCCCUCUUUUGGAUAAUGCACUUGUGCUCAUUAAAACAUCCCAGGGUGCCAUUUUUCCUCCCUGCAGUUCCUACUGGAUGCAGGAUUUUUCUUCACGUCCUGUCCUAAACUGAGUAAGGUGUUGCAGUACCCUGCUGAGCCUGUAGCGCUGGCAUGCUCGGUGAGGGAUUUUCCCAGUAGCUGUGCCAUUGGCUGCCAUUAGGGAUUUGCCAGUGGCAAUAAUUGGGGCAGGAUUCUUGCUGUCUCAUGGGAGAGCCCUGAAUUGAGGGACCCUGAAGGGAGCCAGGGAGUUGGUUUCGUGAAGCAGGUGCACAGAAGUCAGGUAUCUUGCUCUGCUUAUGGCUCAGGGAAACAAUUACAAUGUGUAGGCUCAAUGGACCAUCGUCCAGCAAUGCAGUGGGAUUGUGGCCUCCACAGCCACUGUGGUGUGGUGGCCGCUGCCUUUCCCGUUCCCUGCUAGUGUAGUUCAGCAGAGAAAAAGCCACUGGAGCUCCAGGUUAUUUCAGUGGAGAAAUCACUUUACAUUAAACCCCCAGCCAUCUGCUCACUUUCUAAUUACAAACCCAGUAAGACAUAAUUCACAGUUGUGUCCUGACAGCAGGAGGUGAUGGAGGGCAGCACCCAAAGGGAUGCUCUUUAUUCAGAGUGUAGAAGCUUGCACUGGUUUCUUGUCCUUCACAUACUAAGGCUAUGCCCAUGAUAUGGAGAUUAUACCAGCAUCACGCCAUAACAUAGAAGCAGCCUAUGUUACUGGAAGGAGUUGGCUUAUGUAGGAACAGCACCUCUCUGAAUAGCUAGCCAUGUUAAUGGAAGCGUUCUUCUGCCCACAUAGCUGUGUCUACACUGGGGUUUUGUCGGCUUAGCUAUGUGAGUCAGGCUUGGUUUCUUCACACCCCUGCCUGAUGUACUCAUGCCAGUGUAACUUUUGAGUGUAGACCAGGACUAAGUAAAAGUGGGGAGGUGGGAAGGAGAGUGAGUGUCUGUUGGACAAAGCGUUCCCAGGCGGAGGUGGGCAGGGAACACAACCCCUGUGGAAAUAGUUCAGACAGUCAUGAUCAAAAUCCUCGAGUGGUUUGGAGGCCUGUAUCAAAUGGGUUUCUCAGUCUGGUUCCCUACAGACAGAGGUCCGCACUGUGUGCAUGCACCCGCCUUCACAACUGGCACGUAGCCUCUGCAGAGGGGACAAAGGUGUGACUGGGCCCUGGACACUGUCCUACAGAGGUGGAGUCACAAGGCUGGGGUGAAGCACGCUGCCAGGAAGCAUGGAGGAAGCCUGCCCUGCCCAUGUGGUAAAUGUGGCAUGGAUGGCUGGAGGAUUUCCAGGUUGCGGAGCUGGCUCUAAAUUUCCUUGAGUGCUCACGCAGUGAGCUGCUCCCCAUGGCUGUUGAGAGCAGAACAGCGCCUCCAUAGAGGUUCAGCUCUCACAUCCAUGCUGAACGGGGACUGGACAGGGAGGCACCCGUGCAUGCCCCAGAGGUCAAAGGCUAGUUUCCACCUUUCAGCUAGACGUGUCCCAUUUUGUGUCCCAUGCUUGGCAUAACCUGGUUCUGAUCAGCUGUACCGAGGAUGCCUUCGCAGCAAGAGCAUUCCAGGCAACAGAGCCUAGCCGGCACCUUGUAGAACCGAAUCGGUGCCAAAAGCUGCAGUGAACCGGGAUGUCUCCAGCUCCUUUCCAUGGCACUACAUAGGUCAAGGAACCUGGGUCUCCACAGGUGGAUAUAUGGGCAGUGCCCCACCUGUCCCUGGCAUAGACCAAUAGAACGUAAGGUCAGGAAAUAUUGUAGGGCCCAGUUGGAAACUUUACUGGUGCUCCUCUGUGGGAUUGUGGCCUCUGGGGUCUUUAAUUGCUGCAGCCACAGCAGAAGCUGCAAAAAAGUAAUCGCUUUGCCAGAGGAUUAUCUGCAGGGAAGAAAGAAUGGGGAUUAAAGGAAGCCUCUUCCUUCAGUCCCCCCCACCCCCCCAAGCCCUCCCCUAGCUACCGGACCUGUAAGGUGCCUCUGUCCUGAGCAGAUGGAAGCGAAGUUCCCCUCCUCCAUGGGAAGGCUGGGGCGGGACGGAGCCAGACCCUGCUGGCAGCUAGGUCAGCCCGGCCAGCGUCCCCUGGCAAGGGGGAGAUGGAAAAGCAAAUACUCCGGGUCUUUUGAAAGCUGGAGUCCGAGGCCAGUGGGCGAAGGACUGGAACCUUAGAAGAACGAAGGAGGGCAGGGCAGCGAGUGGAGAGGGCACUGGACUGGGCCUGCGAUGAGCACCAUGGAGCUGGGAUUCCUCGUCUUAGUCACGCUGGCUGGGUUUGGCUCUGGUGAGGAGGAGGAAGGAAGCUUGGACACAUAUUGGUCUGGCACGGCCCCCAUCUGCAUGGGGGGCUGCAGAGGGAAACACAAGGAGCUGAAGAGGAGCCAGUGUGGGAAUGGCAGCUGCUGCUGGCUGGGAUACAAAUCCUUCUGCCGAGUGAACUGCGGGCGGCCAGAGGCAGACUUCAAUUCCAUGGUCUAUGGCAAUGACUGGUGGGUGGGUUCUGUGGUGCGCUACAGCUGCCGGCCCGGCUUCCUGCUGGUGGGGGAUCCGGCCAGUGCUUGCCAGUCCGAUGGCCACUGGACACCUAAACCCACCUGCCUCCGGAUAUGCCUCCGGGGCCGGAUUGAGAUUAACGAGCGGGACAUCGACGGCAGCUGCUCCUCCACCUGCACGGACAAGGCUCACCUCGGGGCCUUCCUCAACCAUGGCUGCAUCAAGAUCUCCAACUGUGUCACCAAGCAGUGGGGCUGGACCCGCUGGUUUACGCGCUGCGACUUCUGCGAGUGCGACUGCUACGUCCCCUGCUCUUCCUCUGGGUAGAGAUCUGGGGCAGAUGGAUUCGUGGGGAGCUGUUCUGCUGUGAAGGGGAGCUCCGUCCCAGGAGGGGCUGCAGCCAGCCUGAUGCUCACAGCGCAAUAGGCUACCGUACUGUGCCUCUCUCCCCAUCGGGCCAGACUUCUCCAUCCGUCUGUUCCUAUCACACUCUUGGCAAUGUGCUUGUGGAAGUGCAUGGUUGUGUCUGUCUCCUGGGCUGGAACCAUUUGCCAGCCUGUCUUGUUGGGGUGCAGCAUCUGCAGAGGAAAGGACUGUCUCCCCCAUAACUUAACCCUUUGCACCCUGCUUUGUUCCGAACAAGCGCAUGGGUAUAUACAGUCAUCUCCCUACUCUGCAGCAGGUUACACUGUGGGAGCAAGGGACCAGUGUUCCAAGAACAGGAAUGGGAGCCAAGGACUGCAGACUUGUAUUCCCUCCUCUGAGACCUUAGGCAAAGGAUGACACCGAUCUCUGCCUCAGUUUCCCCAUCUGCGUAAUGGGGAUGAAUAAUACCCGCCACUGGGUGUGGGGGCAUGUGGGGUUCACUGUCUGUAACACCCUUUGAAUGAGGAACGUCAUUAUCUCAGCACCACCGAUUGUUGCAGCCUCCCCUGCUGCCUCUGGCCAGACCUGGAGUCUGCGUGAGCCGGUUCCAUUGGCAGCAGGCGCAGUGAACCAAACCACCCGGCCGAAAGGGACUGCCCCUCCCUCCCUCCCCCCUGCAUGCCUGCCCUGGCGAGUCCCAGUCCCUCUCAAGGCAUGAGCGGGGAGCAGAGGCCUUCAGCUUAAAGGAGCUUUAGUCAGGGGCCAGCUGUAGAAAAAGGGGAAUUGUUCUGCAAGGGCCCCCUUUAGCAGGGGGAAUGCACCACCCCCAGUGAGAGGGGAGAGGGAGCAGCUGUUCUAGCUGGGGGAGAGGGUUGGUCCUGCCCUAAUGUGGGAUUAGGCACCAGUUUCCUCUUCUGACGCAGGGGGAUGGAAGGCAGUUGAAGGGAAUCCCCUUCCUUGCCUGCUUUGCUGUGGUGCCAUGCUACUCCCUGGCACCCAGCCACCUCUGUCCAAUGCUCUCCCUCACCUAGCAAGUGGGGAGGGUCUGUGGGACACACAAGGAUCAGCCAGUGGAGUUUUCCCUCCUGGCCACGUGUGAGGUAGGCAUGGGGAAGGUGAGGAUUAAAUGCUGUGUAUGGCAAAUGCUGCUUCUGCCCUAGGGGCUUUGUCUCUGCCCACUGGCUCCAAGCCUGUGAUCAUCGCGCCAAUAAAUCUGUCUAGAGGUGA